AUGUCCAAGAACAAUGUUAAAAUCUCCUUAUUUCACCGGAGCAUUUAUGAGGACCAGGAGAAAAGAAGGAAUACAGAUGUUAUCAACUGCUUAUACCAAAUCCCCAACGCCAUUUUCAAACUGAUUUGCUUUCCCUGGGCUGGAGGCGGCUCCAUCCAUUUUGCCAAGUGGGGCCAAAUGAAUCCCGAGCUUCUGGAAGUGCAUGCUAUAAGGCUUGCAGGAAGAGAAAGUAGGAUCCAGGAACCCUUCGCUCAAGACAUCCAGCAGGUGGUGGAGGAAAUUGCCCAGGCUUUGCUGCCAAUUCUCCAGGAUAAACCUUUUGCCUUUCUUGGCCACAGCAUGGGAUCCUAUAUUGCUUUUCUGACUGCACUGUACCUGAAAGAGAAACACAAGCUAGAACCCAUUCAUUUAUUCCUGUCAAGUUCAACUCCUCCUCAUUCCAAGUUGCGGUUGCGUGUGAAGAAUUUGAAAGACCUUUCUGAGGGGGAUAUCGCCAGCUUACUGGAUGUGUUCGGGGGCACCGCUGGGGAGUUUAUAAACGACGAGGAAUUCCUCCAACAGUAUCGCCCCAAACUGCUCGCAGAUGCACACCUAAUUAAUAACUAUGAAUUUGACCCAUCCUCCAAGAAAGUCCUUUCCUGUGACCUGACUUGCUUUGUGGGAAGUGAUGAUAUAGUACAUGAUAUAGAAGCCUGGAAAGAUUUAACCAGGGGCAAUUUAGACAUCCAAGUGUGCUCUGGAAAUCACUUCUAUCUAUUGGAGCCCACCAAUGAAGCCUUUAUCCAGCAAUAUAUAAUCAAGCAUCUGGAACUCUCUAUGCUGGCAGGAUUUUAG
This is a messenger RNA of Suncus etruscus (white-toothed pygmy shrew), 834 nucleotides long. RefSeq names its product S-acyl fatty acid synthase thioesterase, medium chain-like. Gene Ontology annotation, biological process: lipid biosynthetic process. Bases 1 to 834 code for a protein of 277 amino acids. The transcript has 7 exons. NCBI's taxonomy places the organism in Eukaryota, Metazoa, Chordata, Mammalia, Eulipotyphla, Soricidae. The record is from RefSeq and is a predicted model, not a curated record.